This is a messenger RNA of Erigeron canadensis, 1490 nucleotides long. RefSeq names its product F-box protein At5g03100-like. Gene Ontology annotation, molecular function: protein binding. The record is from RefSeq and is a predicted model, not a curated record. Bases 106 to 1395 code for a protein of 429 amino acids. Lineage: Eukaryota; Viridiplantae; Streptophyta; Magnoliopsida; Asterales; Asteraceae. The transcript is spliced from 2 exons.
CCCAUUUUGUUUUUUGGGCAGAAAUGUAAAGGAUCUGAAGUAUAGAGGUCAAAAGUCAAAACAUAACCCUUUCGUUUCAAUUUCACUAUUUAGGGCAUAGAUUUCAUGGAGGAAACCGACAACAACAAAAGCUCCGGUGACACCAUGGAAACAAGUGUGCAACUAAAACAUCCAAAACGGAUCAAAACCCAACAACAAACAUCUGACUCGGCAGGAGGAGGUGAAGAUAGAAUAAGUUUGUUGCCAGAUUGUUUAAUUAUCGAAGAAAUCCUAUCUCGUUUAGACUACACAAAAGACGCAAUCAGAACAGGUACUCUUUCUAAACGUUGGCAACAUCUUUGGACAUUAGUCCCUAAUCUUACCUUCAUACAUCACAAUCAGCCCCCCUUAGAUUUCUAUUUGUCAGUUAACACAACCCUAACUCACCACCAGUUAAAUAAACUCAAUAAAUUUCAUCUCAGUGCCACUUACGAUAAUCGGUUUGAGUUUCAAGUCAACAAUUGGAUUCGAUAUAUUACCAACCAUGAAGUCCAAGACCUUUUCUUAAGUUUAUGGAAUAUGAAUGAUGAUGAAGAUGAGUUUGUAUUGAAAGACGGCUCGUUUUUCAACAAUUCCCAUUUUACCCAUCUCCAUUUAGGAGAAUGCGUAUACGAUCCAACCGGCCCCAUUUCUUGGGCUAACCUUACUAGUUUGUCUAUUUCAAAUGGGAAGUUAAGCCAUGAUUUGAUUGCAAAUAUAUUAUCCGGGAGUCCUCUAUUGGACACGUUGAGGUUGGAUUGUUGCUAUGGUUAUUCACGGCUCGAUAUUACUUCUAAGAGUGUUAAACACUUAGAGUUCUCUGGAUACACUGCUCAAGAAGAUGAAUAUGAUGAUCUUGACGAUAUUAUCGAAAUCAAUGCUCCUUAUAUUUCAUCGCUAACAAUCAUAGAUAGUUUGAUGUUAGCGAAGCUUUUGUUACUGGAGGUGUCUUCUUUAGUGAAAGUCAGUUUGAAUUAUACCAAGUGCGGGUAUUAUGAGAAGUCAUCUAAAGAAGAGGAAGAAGAGAUGCUUAAAAGGUUUAUACUACACCUUCGCCAUGCCAAAGAGGUUAAAAUUGGAAAAUUUUGUGUUAAGGCUCUCACUCGUUUGACAGCUAAAGGUUUCAUUUUUCCACCGAACUUGCAAAUUCUGGAUGCUGCUUCACCUUUAUACUCCGAUAGUGAUUCCAUGGAGCUAGUUGAUGGCUGUGAUAAUGACUCGUCUCAUAACGAGUCAUCUGAUAAUGACUCGUCUCAUAACGAGUCAUCUGAUAAUGGCUCAUCUGAUAGUGAUGCUUCUAAUAGUGACUCAGAUGAAAGCAGAGAUUCAGAGGAACUAGUUUUUGAUGAUGGUCCUGAAGCUGAUGAGGUUAAUUGACUGAUGGCACUUUGAAUCCCUUGUUAAACUACACUUUGAAUUCUUGUUACUCCCCACUGCAUAUAAUCUAGAAGAUUCCAAGUUAUGAUGUUUCA